GCAAUUGAUAUGCCAAAUUGCCCGUCGACGUUUUGUGUAACCAAAAGUGGAGAUAUGAGGGCGAACUCGUCUUCCAUCUAAUUGUUACGUGUUUUUUUCGACGUCCGUACUGAGAAUGUGAAGAGCCUGCAUAAAUUAAGUCCUUUGAGAAUGUUCUGUUGAGCUCAUCGCGGAUUAUCUGUUCGAAGAAGUGAAAUGAUUGUUCUGAAUUCAUCAUUCGAUCUGUGAUCUUUUUUCAAAUUUGCUUUUGACUCGCAGGGGGGAUAUUUAAUUACAGUCAGAUUGCGGUCAUUGCCUGCUUGUAAAUUGGCAAUAGGACGCAGAACGGGAGUUGUUCAGGAGCUUAAGGCUGCAGAUGCGUGAACCCAAUGAAGCAACAGGACUCAACUCGAGACCGCAAUCCUGCGGAUCGGACUAAUAGGCCAAGCACGCUUUUGUCCGCGGACGAAAAUGAGCAGGUCUUCUCUUUGCUGGGGCGGAAAUGUCAGACUAUGUGUACAGCUGUUGCCCAGGUCUACCAGACCGAGGGCACGUCCCAUUCUAUUUGGAAAAAGAAACAUACUGGCGCACUCUGUUUUGUUCGGGACUCAUCGAAACGCUCCUAUUUUAUGCGAAUGUACUGCCUUUUAAAAAAUGAACUUGUAUGGGAACAUGAAAUCUAUGACUCCGUCAAUAUAACAAAAGCCAGACCAUACCUUUUGACUUUCGAGGGACAGGAUGGCAACGUUGGGCUCAAUUUCGCAUCGGAAGGGGAGUGCGACUCCUACUACAAAAUCGCCGUCACAAUGGAAGAGCGCAGCCGUAAACGACAAGAACGUCGGGUUCGGUCACGCGGACAAGCAGCUGCUCCUUCGACCGCUCAGCCGGUUGAGACGGAAGAGCAAACGAAAGUAACAUUACGAAAUCAUCCACAAAUAUCGUCUGUUAGUAUCACACCUAGUGCCAAUACGUCGCCUUUGAAACCACUUGGAAACUUAGAUAAAAAAUCUAAAAAACGAGGAAGAAAAUUUACAAAAUCGGAUAUUAGUAAUCCAACAAAUUUCAUCCAUGUCAGUCAUGUAGGUUGGAACGCUCAAAAAGGAUUCGAUAUGGUCGGGAGCGAAGAUGAUGAAAUGUUGAAAAACUUCUUCACAAAAGCUGGGGUUUCCGAUAAAGAGUUAAAGGAUAGAGCAACAAGAGAUUUCAUUUAUGACUUUGUCAAGAAUCAUGACGUGUUGGCUUCAGUUAAAUCAGAACGAGUAGAAAAAUCGAGGGCGCCUGCUCCGCCACCGGUUCCAACAAGACAUCCAGCUCAGCAGACAACACAAAAUGGUUCGCAGCGAUCCGCUCCGCCACCACCACCUGCUAGGCAACCUCCACCGCCUCUUCCAACGACUACUCCCCCCACGCGCGGUCCACCUCCAAGUCGACCACCUCCUAUUAGCGGAAGUAAUCCCUCUUUCGCUUCUCCAGCUUCUGUGCCUCCUCCACCACCUCCACCGCCACCAGCGCCCCAGCUUGCAGUUGUUCCACCUCCACCUGCUAUGCCACAGAAGCCUCUAACCGAUGAUUCCGGCUCUAGCUCUUUGCCAGUGCUCAGCCCGAAUGAUCCCCGUAAUGCUCUAAUGGAAAGCAUACGGAAAGGAACUACACUGAAGAAAGUUGAUCAAAGUGCGCUUAGCACAGGUAGUGGUGACUCUCGUAGUGAUUUGAUGUCUGAAAUACGUCAAGGAAUUGAACUUAGACCAGUGGAAAGUCGUGAAUUGCCACCGGCAUCAAACAGAAGUAGUGAAAAUAGUGGAACAGAUGCUUUAGCCGAUGCCUUAAGACGUGCCCUGCAAGACCGCGGUCGUGCAAUUCAUUCAUCAGAUGAUGAUUCCGACGAGAGUUCCGACAACGACGGUGAAUGGGAAGACUAAAUAGCUUAAGGAUAACUACAGGACUUCGAGUUUGCGGCAAAUCGUGCUCGAAUGAUUAGAAGUAGAGUAAAACUUCUUUGUCAUUAGAGCCAAAGUAAGGAAAUUUAAUGCUUUCGUUUAUUGUUUGGCGCGCCAUUAUCAAUGAAUGGGACGUAAAGUAAUGUAUAACGAAAGAAUAUUACUCGAUGCACGAUAAGCCUUAAAGUCAACGAUAUUCAUAACCUUUUUUUAUUACUAUCCCUUUUAUUACUUUACGUUGUUCAAGAUGCGACAAUAUUUGAUAGCGAGAAAAUUAAAAUUAAUUCAAUACAAUUACUAAAAUUUAUUAAAACCGGUUCAAAUCAACUGAUGCUUCUAGUUAUAUUAAAAUGCAUUUAAAAGUUGAGUUUGUUAGGUGGAAAGUGUGGGAUAUAUUAUGGACGUUAUAGACAAAUUAAGUAAUGGAUAAAGACGUAUUCAAUUAUACAUAGGACUAAUAUGAUAAUAGUUUAUUUAUUUAUGGAAAGAACAAUUGUAAUUGCUCAUGUAUACUAGCUGUAUAUUAUUUAAACUAUGUAUGUAUACAUACGUGCGUUAAAACAAAUAAACAUAGUAAAAGGCAAAUGUCAU
Messenger RNA from Hermetia illucens (black soldier fly), 2507 nucleotides. It is a transcript of the gene WASp, whose product is annotated as neural Wiskott-Aldrich syndrome protein. Gene Ontology annotation, biological process: actin filament organization; regulation of Rho protein signal transduction. Gene Ontology annotation, molecular function: actin binding; small GTPase binding. Gene Ontology annotation, cellular component: plasma membrane. The transcript is spliced from 8 exons. The record is from RefSeq and is a predicted model, not a curated record. The coding region runs from base 369 to 1898 and encodes 509 amino acids. Lineage: Eukaryota; Metazoa; Arthropoda; Insecta; Diptera; Stratiomyidae.